CACUGUCCUUGACUGUCUCACGUUGCUGUGUGUGUGUGUGUGUGUGCGCAGCCAGGGCUCGGAGUGGAUCUCUCUCUCUCUCUGGGUGAGCGUCAGGCAGGCGGAGUCUGGACGAUCUGUCUGACAGGGAGAGCCGCAGGCUGUGUAUGACGCUAUGGCCACUUCAUCCACUAUUACUGAUAAAAUCCAAAGUGAUAUUUUAAAUUGUAAAAUCUGCCUUAAUACAAUGGAACAACCGAAAAUGUUGCCUUGUCUACACACUUACUGCCAAGGAUGCUUGAAGAAGCUGGUGAGGGCCAAUAUGAUCCAGUGCCCGGAGUGUAGGGUCAUUGUUGACGUGAGUGCAGGCAUUAGCAGUUUGAAGACAAACUUCCAUAUUAACACCCUUCUGGAUAUCUUACAAAGCCAGGAGAAGGAGGCGAUGGGAUGCAGCCUGUGUCCCCAAGGCUGGAAAGACAAGAACUCUGCAGUGGCCCAGUGUAUCAGUUGUCCAUGUUACCUGUGCAGAGCCUGUGGGGACAGUCAUCGGAUUAGCCACAGCACCCACACGGUGUUGGACCUGGCCCCAACCCCACUGGAUAAAGCUGAUGCAGGGAUGAUUCUGCAGCAAAGAUUCUCCUGCCAAUUUCACCCCAAGGAGCAAGUCUGUCAUUACUGCAGCACGUGUGACCGACUCAUUUGUUUCCAAUGUUACUCACUCGACUGCAUCAAACACAAACGGCUUGGGAUUGCUGAGGCAGCCAAGCUGAAGAAACCCACCGUGAUAAAACUUGUGGAAAGACUCGGCACUGAUCUCCAGUCACUGGCCCAACAAGAGGGGGAACUGAAUGAAGCAAUGGACAAAGUGAAAGCGACAGAGUUGUCUAUAAUUUCCAACUUAGAGAGCACUCUGACAGAGGUUAUAAAUGAUCUGUUUCAACAGGGAGAUGCCAUCAAAAAAACUGUUUCGGAGUGUGUGAAGAAACAGGAAGAGUUAAUCAAAGCCGCCAAAUCUAACCUUGAGCUUCAGAAGGAGAAGACAAAGAGCAUGAAAGAACUUGGUGUGAAGGUUAUAAUGGGCUCUGAUGUGAAAGAGAUGGUGUGUUUGGAGAGCAUUAUACAAGAUCAGAUCCAUGCAUUGCAGCCAGUCAACAUCCAAGAAUUAAACAAAUCCUGGCCCAGGCUAAUGGUUAACAAAUCUGUCCGGAGUAUGAUAUCAGAAACUCAUCUCUUCACAGUCACCUUGGGUGACGGUGCAGUUACUGAGUCUGAGCUGACUGUCCCUAGUAUUGGGCAGGCUUCACACAUUCCAGAAACCCACCCGCCAAACCAGCCUGUUGCUCAGCCCACACAAUGGGCAGUUCAGAGAUAUUACUUUGACACCAUGCUGGAGUAUAACACGAUGCCCAAAUUGACGGGCAUCUGUUGUUCGGAAGAUGGGGACAUCAUUGUUGCAGAUGAAGAGAAUGCGGUGCUGAAGUGUUACUGGAAUGGUGGAUCAUUGAAUCAGAUUAUCUCGCUGCCAGAUGAAGAUGAUGACCCGUGCAGUGUGGCCGUCUGUGACAAUAUUAUUGCAUGUUCUGCCAAAAACAGGCUUUACUACUUGGAAAUGGAUGGAUCGCUGGUGAAAAACUUUUUGCUCCGAGGUUCGGAGUCAGCAUACCCUAUCGCUGCGUAUGAGGAUGAAUAUGUGGCUGUGAGUGAAGGGACAUUAUGUUCUGUAUCUCUAUAUGAUCUCAAUGGCCAAGUAGUUGGCAGGAUUAAGCCAAAGGGUUAUGAUGGCAUUAGAUUUCUUUUCAUUGCAGUGAACAGUGAAGAAGAAUUCAUUGUAUCUGACUGUGGGAAGAAAUGUGUUGUUAUUUUUACUCGAAACGGAGACCUUGUCACCGUCUGCAGUGAGAGCUUCGUGAAUGGGAUACAGAGGCCUCUUAAUCCUUUCAGUGUUUGUGUUGAUGCAAAUGACAAUAUCUAUGUCACUGAGCCCAACAGGAUCCUGGUGUUUUCACCUAUGGGAAGUUUUAAGAGGCAGUUGUUGAGCACGGCCGAUGGCCUUUCCAAGCCACGGGUCCUUACCAUCGAUCCAGAUGACAAUCUGAUUGUAGUCCAAGACAGCAGAUUUUUUUGCCAAGCCGGAGGUUUUGCAGAAUUUCUUGAGCUGGAAGGAUCCAGGAUCUGAAAGAGGACAGAGUUGGUCAGAGAAGAGCACCUGAGAAACUUCCUAUAGAGAGGGAUUGCUCACAGUCUUUUUCAUUGCAUCAAACCAGCCUGAACAAAGGAGCAGAGAGCUGUGCACUGAACGUCAUCGACUACAAUGCAUUUAAACUGGGAACUUUAAUCAAAUCAUUAAACUGA
This is a messenger RNA of Chiloscyllium plagiosum (whitespotted bambooshark), 2331 nucleotides long. RefSeq names its product E3 ubiquitin-protein ligase TRIM56-like. Gene Ontology annotation, cellular component: nucleoplasm. The record is from RefSeq and is a predicted model, not a curated record. NCBI's taxonomy places the organism in Eukaryota, Metazoa, Chordata, Chondrichthyes, Orectolobiformes, Hemiscylliidae. Gene Ontology annotation, biological process: innate immune response; positive regulation of type I interferon-mediated signaling pathway. Gene Ontology annotation, molecular function: zinc ion binding; ubiquitin protein ligase activity.